UGGCAGCUGCUGAAAUCCGAACUGGAAAUCCAAUUUCUUUAUAAAGAUUAUUUCAAAUACGACACAGACGAUAUUUCACCAAAGUUUAUAAGACACUUAGAGAAAGAGGCGCAGAGGAGUCAGUUGAUUUUAAAGAAAGAAUCUUCUGGUCUUGUUGUAAUGGGCAAGCCUCAUGACGUCUUUGAAAUGAUGAACUUUGUCCAUAAGUCGUUGUCUAAACCUUCGCUUGAAUUAUCGUGUGCUCCCACUAGAGGCACGGUCGAUUUCCUGAAAUUUGCAGCAGAAUGUCCCAUCUCACUGCCAACGUACUGGCGAUUCGGAAAAUUUCAUGGAGUCGAUAGUCAGUCCAAGUCUACUGAACCUGUUCUGAAAACCGUGGGACGAAGAACCAAAUCAGCAAUAGAAAAACUGGUGAAUGAUACCUGGAGCUCACACCUCGUAGGGAAUGGACGAGACGCCCGGGGCUUGAGUCAUUCAAAUAUCAGAGUGACCGACGUGAAAAGAGUUGAGAAUCAUUUCUUGUUUAACGCAUAUAGUGCGAGGAGGAGACAGAUGUUUGAAAGAAAGUCAGCAGAGGAGAGGGUCUGUACUCCAGUUGAGCAGCUCAGAGGUUCUAAAGGUGGUGUGUUGACGACAGAGAAAAUUGAAGGGUUCAUGAAAAGAGAGCUGUACCAUGAAGUGAAUGAGCACUACAUGUUCCAUGGAACUAAGCAGGAGGCGGUUCCUGCAAUCAUCAACACUGGCCUUGACCCCAGGGUCGCCUCGUCCGUUUGCAUGUGGGGAUCUGGUGUGUAUGCUGCCGAGAAUCCAACCAAGUCUGACCAGUACACAGGUAGGUGUGACCAGUACACGGGUUAUUCUGAAUAGUGCACAUUAAGUCUGACUAGUACACAUAUAAGUCUGACCAGUACACAAGUAAGUCUGAUCAGUGCACAGGUAAGUCUGACCAUUGCACAUGUAAGUUAGAACAAUACACAAGUGAGUCUGACCAUAUUUAAGGUUAGUCUGACCAGUACACAGGUUAGUCUGACUAAUACACAGGUUAGUCUGACUAGUACACAGGUUAGUCCGACUAGUACACAGGUUAGUCUGACCAGUACACAGUUUAGUCUGACUAGUACACAGGUUAGUCUGACUAGUACACAGGUUAGUCUGACUAGUACACAGGUUAGUCUGACCAGUACACAGGUUAGUCUGACUAGUACACAGGUUAGUCUGACUAGUACACAGGUUAGUCUGACCAGCACACAGAUAAUGUGAACAUAGUGUAUGGCAUUAGAGGAAUUAAACUAUAGCAACACACCGAUAUAUGCCGUGUCAUUUCAAGGCCAUCCACUUCAGCAUGUCUAAGGUUUAAAGUCUUUCCCAAUUGCAUCCUGUCUAUUUAAAAAAUAAAAGUAACACCAACAAUUUCUAGAUACCAAUGACGACAGUGUUUAUCCGUUUAAAAUUCUACAAAACUAUUUUUGCAUCUCAGAUGACAGACAAUGUGGGUUUAACAGAUCAGACAAGAAGAUUUUGAUUCUAGCCAGACUUCUCCUUGGAGACAUCUUCGUCUGUGAUGAUUCUCAUUCAUCACUUCAUUGUAAGUACAGCGUU
Lymnaea stagnalis (great pond snail) is the source of this 1599-nucleotide messenger RNA. NCBI's taxonomy places the organism in Eukaryota, Metazoa, Mollusca, Gastropoda, Lymnaeidae. The record is from the annotation of a GenBank genome assembly.